AUGCAUGGAUUAACUUACAAAACUCCAGCGUUUACGAAUAUUCCUAUCAAAGUUGGCUUCUAUCUCGCGGCCUGUCCUGGCGAUACGCGAGACAUCGAUAUGACCCAAAGUACUGCACCAACGCUCUCACAGUACAGCAGCACUUUCACUGGACCUAGGCUACGUACUGUCUCCUACCACCUACCACCUGCUGCUGUUAGUCACCCGCCAUCAAACGCCAACGCCACCUUCGAUUUCUGCUCCUUAUCCUCAGACAUACUUCCUUCCCUUCAAUAUCUCCCUUCAACCGCCACGAUUCCCCCCACCACGAGGAAGCGAAAGGCUGCUGAGGCGACGAUUACCUCUGCCAACAGAGACGAAGCACCCAACAAGAGAGUCAUCGCCUCAGCUGCCCUCUCAGACAAACACGCGUUACCUCCAACUCCAAUAACCACUGUUAGCAACCCCAUGGAUUCUGACGAAGAAUACAUGUCGGCUCUCUCGACCGACGACGAGAUCAUGCAAGACGACAGCGGCGACGAGAUUUCAGCAGGAGAUGACUUUGACGACGAAGAGUUUGACGAGCCUGAUCCCGAUUUUGGCCUCGCUAAAGACGUCGAGAAGAAGAAGAGAGCUGCCCACGUGGUGUCAUACAAAGUUUACGAACCAAGCGAUAUCCAGAGCCAACAGGAUGACAUGAUUGCCGAAGUCAACAUGAUCCUAAACAUGCAGAAGGAGGAUGCUGCCAUUCUGCUCCGCCACUUCCGAUGGAACAAGGAACGUUUAUUAGAAGACUAUAUGGACAGACCAGAAAAGGUUAUGGAAGCUGCUGGAUUAAGCAGCACCACGUCCAGCUCACCAAAGCUGGAAGUCAUCCCUGGUUUCGCAUGUGACAUAUGCUGUGAGGAUGAUGAGGGCCUCGAGUCAUUUGCCAUGAAAUGUGGCCAUCGCUACUGCGUGGACUGCUAUCGCCACUACUUGACACAGAAGAUCCGCGAGGAAGGCGAGGCUGCUAGGAUUCAGUGUCCCUCUGACGGAUGUGGUCGCAUUCUCGACUCGGCAUCGCUCGAUGUUCUUGUUACUCCAGUGCUAGCGGGCCGAUACCAAGAGCUUCUCAACAGAACAUAUGUCGAAGACAAGGACAACUUUAAGUGGUGUCCUGCCCCAGACUGCCCCAAUGCCCUAGAAUGUGGCGUAAAGAAGAAGGAUUUGGGUAAAAUUGUUCCCACUGUCGAGUGUCGAUGCGGUUACAGAUUCUGUUUUGGCUGCCCGAACCCAGAUCACCAACCGGCCCCUUGUGACUUGGUCAAGAAAUGGCUGAAAAAGUGUGCCGACGACUCAGAAACUGCCAACUGGAUCUCGGCCAACACCAAGGAAUGUCCAAAGUGUAACUCGACCAUUGAGAAAAACGGAGGCUGCAACCAUAUGACAUGCCGAAAGUGCAAGUACGAAUUCUGCUGGAUGUGCAUGGGCCUCUGGUCAGAGCAUGGAACCAGCUGGUACAAUUGUAACAGAUACGAGGAGAAGAGCGGCUCAGAGGCUCGCGAUGCCCAGGCAAAAUCUAGAACGUCCCUUGAGCGCUAUCUACACUAUUACAACCGCUACGCCAACCACGAACAAUCGGCCAAACUCGACAAGGAUAUCGCCCAGAAAACCGAAAAGAAGAUGGUCCAGCUUCAGAGUGCUUCAGGCAUGUCCUGGAUUGAAGUCCAAUACCUUAACUCGGCAUCUCAGGCUCUUCAAACCUGCCGGCAAACCCUUAAGUGGACAUAUGCCUUUGCCUUCUAUCUUGCCAGAAACAACCUGACAGAGAUUUUCGAGGAUAACCAAAAGGACCUGGAGAUGGCCGUGGAGAACUUGUCUGAAAUGUUUGAGAAGCCCAUUACAGAAUUAUCCGACCCCAAACUCAAAGUUGAUAUUAUGGACAAAACGUCAUACUGCAACAAGCGUCGUGUUAUCCUCCUUGAGGAUACGGCCGAGAAUCUGGCAAAUGGCGAAUGGAACUUCAAUGCGGACCUUUUGGCCGCCACUACCUCUGCGCCUGCUCAUCGUCGCUGA
Molecule: messenger RNA, 2037 nt
Organism: Fusarium poae
Lineage: Eukaryota; Fungi; Ascomycota; Sordariomycetes; Hypocreales; Nectriaceae
Exons: 4
Coding region: 1-2037 (678 amino acids)
Biological process (GO): ubiquitin-dependent protein catabolic process; positive regulation of proteasomal ubiquitin-dependent protein catabolic process; protein polyubiquitination
Cellular component (GO): cytoplasm; ubiquitin ligase complex
Molecular function (GO): ubiquitin protein ligase activity; zinc ion binding; ubiquitin conjugating enzyme binding
Source: RefSeq, a predicted model, not a curated record